UGCUCAUGAUUCUGUUUGUUCCUCUUCUUCUGCGGUGGUCUGGAUAUGGCGACUUGCUCUCAGGGCCAUGCUUUAAACGUUCCAGCAGCUUCUCAUUUUCAAGAGUUUGGGUUCCACGAUUAAGUGAUAAAGUUACAGAAUUGUAGCUGUCUUUCCUCUAUGCCCAACAUGAGCUGGAGUUUCCUCACUCGUCUCCUAGAGGAGAUACACAACCAUUCCACGUUUGUGGGGAAAGUCUGGCUAACAGUCCUCAUUGUCUUCCGCAUUGUGUUGACAGCAGUGGGUGGAGAGUCCAUCUAUUCUGAUGAGCAGUCUAAGUUCACCUGCAACACCAAACAACCAGGCUGUGACAAUGUCUGCUACGACUCAUUUGCCCCGCUCUCGCAUGUCCGCUUCUGGGUCUUUCAGAUCAUCAUGAUCUCCACACCAUCCGUCAUGUACCUUGGAUACGCAAUACACAAAAUUGCCCGUGAUUCUGAGGUGGACGAAGAGAAGACAAAGAAGAGACACAAGGGGGACCACAGGAGCAGAUGGAGGGAUGUAGAUCAGAUGGAGGAAGAAGACAAUGAUGGUGACUGUGAUGACACAGAACCGAUGAUGUACAGCGAUGUGCUGGAGCUUCAGGAAGCCAAAAUGGAGAUGGAGAAGAACCCGAAAAAGGAUGUGAUGAAGCAUGAUGGCCGUCGCCGGAUCAUGCAAGAAGGUCUGAUGAGAAUUUACGUCCUUCAGCUCAUAUCUCGAGCCAUUUUUGAGGUCUUCUUCUUGGUGGGUCAGUACCUGCUAUAUGGAUUCAGCGUCAAUCCCUCAUAUGUGUGUGAUGAAAUUCCAUGUCCUCAUCGAGUCGACUGCUUUGUGUCUCGUCCCACUGAGAAAACCAUCUUCCUGCUCGUCAUGUACGUGGUGAGCUGCCUGUGCUUGCUGCUCAACUUCUGUGAGAUGUUCCACCUUGCCAUCGGUGCAUUCCGAGACACGCUCAGAAGACGCCGAAUCCGCAAUCGGAGUCUCCGCUCCUGUGCUUUUCCAUAUGCUCGUAAUAUUCCAGCUUCACCUCCAGGAUACAACUUUGUGGUGAAAUCUGAGAAAACGGGCCACCAGAACCAAAACGGUAUCCUCUCACAUCAACAGAACCAGAACAGAGUACUGUCAAAUCAACAAAACAACAACAGUGUCAUCUUACACAACCAGAACCAGGACCGGGAACAGAACUGUGCUAGUCCAGAUGAAAAUGUCCCACCGGACCUUGCAAGUUUGCAUCAUCACCUGCGGGUGGCACAGGAGCAGCUGGACAUGGCUUUCAGGACGUACAGCGCUAAAAGCACUCCCAUUUCCAGAAGCAGUAGCCCAGCAUCAGAACAGAACCGGGUCAACUCUGAACAGGAGAGACAGGGUGCAAGGCCCAAAGCCGAUCCAGGGAGGACUGGGAGUGUACUGAAGAACGGGAAAACUUCUGUGUGGAUUUAG
Molecule: messenger RNA, 1461 nt
Organism: Clarias gariepinus (North African catfish)
Lineage: Eukaryota; Metazoa; Chordata; Actinopteri; Siluriformes; Clariidae
Gene: gjc2
Product: gap junction protein gamma 2
Exons: 2
Coding region: 160-1461 (433 amino acids)
Biological process (GO): cell communication
Cellular component (GO): connexin complex
Source: RefSeq, a predicted model, not a curated record